Molecule: messenger RNA, 1706 nt
Organism: Paramisgurnus dabryanus
Lineage: Eukaryota; Metazoa; Chordata; Actinopteri; Cypriniformes; Cobitidae
Source: RefSeq, a predicted model, not a curated record
AUAUCUAUAAUCUUUGGCUACAAACACGACCAUGUGCAUCCGGUUCUCGUGACCAUGGCGGCUCCUGCCGUUGUUGCUGAGCCUUCCACCGGGGAAAACGUGUCGGAAUCUGCUAAUGGACCCACGGAAAGUUUCAAAGAUGUCCAGAAACGACCGCAGUUCGGCACUCGGUUCCUGACAGACCCACGACAGGUUUUUCAACACAAUGCGUGGGAUAACGUGGAGUGGUCAGCAGAGCAGGAGGCUACUGCCCAGAAAAAAGUGCAGGAAAACAGUCAGCCUCUCCCUGCAGAAAAACAAGAGGAAUUUGACAACAGAGCCAAUGAAUACUGGAAUGAUUUCUACACCAUUCAUGAGAACCGAUUCUUCAAGGAUCGCCACUGGCUUUUUACAGAGUUCCCUGAGCUGGCCCCUCAACAAAAACCUUUGCAGGUUACCAGAGAGGAGGGAACAACAGAUAAUGAACCUAAGAACUUGUUUAAUGGUGAACAUGUUACUUCACCCCAUGGUGAGAGUACAUUUCCUGGAGCCUCGUCAUCCUAUCGGAUCCUGGAGGUAGGCUGUGGAGUGGGCAAUACUGUGUUUCCCAUCUUGAAAACCAACAAUGACCCAGGACUUUUUGUUUACUGUUGCGAUUUCUCUAGCACAGCUGUUGAUCUUGUCAAGUCGAAUCCAGAAUAUGACCAAGCACGCUGCCACGCAUUCGUCCAUGAUAUGAGUGAGCUGUCUGCAGAGUAUCCAAUGCCAGACCAGAGCCUAGAUGUCAUUGUCCUCAUAUUUGUGCUGUCUGCUUUGCAUCCUCAAAAGAUGCAAAAUGCUAUAAAUAGAUUAGCACAAUUGCUGAAGCCUGGUGGAGUACUUUUACUGAGAGACUAUGGCCGCUACGACAUGGCACAGCUUCGUUUCAAAAAAGGGAGGUGCUUGUCUGAAAAUUUUUACGUAAGAGGGGAUGGAACACGCGUCUAUUUCUUCACACAAGAUGAGCUGCAUGAUCUUUUCUCCAGUGCUGGAUUGGAGAAGGUGCAGAAUAUGGUGGACCGGCGCUUACAAGUCAACAGAGGAAAGCAGCUGACUAUGUACAGAGUUUGGGUACAAUGCAAGUAUCGCAAGGCUCUGGCACCCACUUAAAUUCAUGGCUGUUAUUCAGGCUGUGCUGACCCAUAAGAACGUUGUCCUUGUGACAUCAAGCCCUUUUAAUGAUGGACAGGUUGCAAGAGUUUACAGAACUGCAUUUGUAAUAUGAAUCUGAGACCAUGCUGAAUGCUCUCAAGUGAAGAAAUGUUCAGUCUCAUGCAGUCUGCUUGAAAAGGAUGUUGGAAGACUUUAGGUUCCAUGACGCACCAGUGGACUACUAACUGCCCAUUCAUCACGUUAACUAAUGUUUUUAAAUAUGUUUAUUUUAAUUUUACAAAUAAACAAGGAUGCUGUUGAACAAACGUUAAAGCUGUUUUAAGUAUCAACCUCUCCAACUCCUUUACUCAUUUCAUCAGUUUUUAUUUAUUAAGCUUUUAUGAAUAGUGCUUUUUCUUUUUUGGAUGUAUUUCUUAUUGUAACAGGAAAUUGGGUUGGGACUGUAUAGAGACUGUUAAUUAUAAAUGUGUGCAUGACAUGUGCUGAAACUUUUCAUCAGUACAUCAGCUGCAAACACAAAUGGCAUCAAAGCUAGAUUUCAUAUAUCUUAUAUGAAUAAAUCUGGUUGGUUAUGA